Molecule: messenger RNA, 6238 nt
Organism: Bicyclus anynana (squinting bush brown)
Lineage: Eukaryota; Metazoa; Arthropoda; Insecta; Lepidoptera; Nymphalidae
Exons: 10
Coding region: 249-2027 (592 amino acids)
Cellular component (GO): cytoplasm
Source: RefSeq, a predicted model, not a curated record
AUUCGUGAUCCGUCAGUGUCACCGUCAGCGUCGAACGUCAAAAAUCUCCAUUGAAUUUGACGUUUUUUGUGUCAAAAAUCAAAUAUCGAAUUCGCGGAGUGAGUGAAAUUCUGUGUUUUACAUGAAAUUGUUGGAAAUAAUUUCAUUUUUACGUUCGUUUGUAUAGUAUGUUAUUUAGUACCAAGUAUAAAAGUGUAUUGUGAAUAAGUGCACAUUUCUAUGAUUCUGGAUCACAAAAGCGACUACCAAUGAACUUCCAAAUACCGCGAUUGCCGAUCAGCGACGACGACCUUCUCAGCUCCCCAUCCUCAGACGAGAAGAUGGACACUGGUUCAGAGUCCUUGCAUUCAACACAAAACACCCCCAACUCCAUACUAUCAGACUCUGAAGAACGGGAAACUGAAGUUCUGAGACUCCAAAACCCAAAUGUACUGAGACUGUCAGAACCUGAGAAAACAGACAACAAUAAAUCAGAAUUAAGUGACAGUUUUCUAUCACAAAUGUCAGCUUUAGCGUUAAAUUCUCCAGAUAACCGAUCCAAAAAUUUUGGCAUCUCACCCCCAAGAUUUAGUUCCACAUUGACAUCAACCACAGACCACCCACUGAUGGGGUUAUCGAGCCCUGAGGGUAAUAUACCAGACGUGAUCCCCAAAAAAAUAUCUAAGAUUGAUGAAGAGAAGGACUUGAGUUUAUCCAGCAUAGAGGACGACAGAGGAACAACAAAUGGAUAUGGUUUUUAUUCACCUCAGCGCAACACUUCAAAGAAUAACUUGUAUUUCACAGAUAAUUUUGUGACAGCAGACAGUCAGAUUUUAAGCCAGUCUUUAAAUGUUCCUCCGGAUGUGGCAAGAGUUAGAAGGAAGAUUGCCGCCUCUCCGUCACUCAAGUGGACAGCAUUAGAUACUCCUAAAGUGUUAAACUCGAAAGGGAAUUUGAACUUAACACCAGAAACAAAUAGAAGUGGAAGUGCCAUAAACAUUGAGGAUAAGAAGAUGAUUUCUAGUCAAAAGUUAUAUUUAGAUGUUUCAGAGCAAGAAGAAUUUCAUUCUGCAGUAGAGUGGUGUGAAUCUCCAGCGCACGUCCGCACUGCCCCUAACUUCCAACUGCCGAUAGAAAUGUCCAGCAACAUUGGUACCAGUAAUGAGCUGGGGUCUCCGGACGUGGUGUCGUCGUCGACGCAGGAGGACAAGUCCCUGUACCAGGCGCUGCUGGACCCCUACACCGGCUCCGUGGCGCUGCGCCACACCGCGCACCGCACCACGCCGCCCAGGAGAAAAGUGCUGCUCCCUCCGGAUGAUGACGACGAUUGCUGUAGCUUGGAGAGCUUGAGCGGCUGCUCCAUGGAGUCCGAGGACGAGCCGCCUCCGUUGCUCUCCGUGCCUGAGCCGCACAGCGAAGACGACAAUACCAAACACUCGAAAUCUACUAACACAAUGAGUGAGUGCAGUGAUCCCAUCCCCGAGUACUCCGCAGCGGAUGAGUUCAGGGACGAGCGCUCGUGGUUGACGGUGGCGAUGCAAAAUGGCGGCGGUCGCGUCACCUGCGAUAUGAAGGUGAUCGAGCCGUUCAAGCGCGUGGUGUCGCACGGCGGGUACUCGGCGGACGGCGCGGCGCUCAUCGUGUUCAGCGCCUGCCACCUGCCCGACAACGCGCGCCCCGACUACAAAUACGUCAUGGACAACUUGUUCCUGUACGUGAUGUGGAGCCUGGAGCGGCUGGUGACGGACGAGUACGUGCUGGUGUACCUGCACGGCAGCGCGGGCCGGCGCCGCCUGCCCUCCUUCGCCUGGCUGCACGAGUGCUACAAGCUCGUCGACAGGAGAUUAAGGAAAAGUCUAAAACACUUGUACCUGGUGCACCCCACCUUCUGGUUGAAGUCGUUCGUCCUCAUCACCAAGCCAUUCGUUAGCUCUAAAUUUUUCCGAAAGCUGACAUACGUCAAGAGUCUAAAGGAGCUGCUCGAGAGGGUGCCGGUGGAGCCCAACGCCAUCCCCGACAUCGUCAAACAGUUCGACGCGCACCGGUAGACUUCAGUUUCAUGUAGUUUGACAUUCAUCGAUAGACUGCGGCGCUAAAACCCGGUAACUGACAUCACAUAUUAUACUGAGAGAUAAAGCCACCUUUUUCUAUAACUGUUUUUCGUGUUUUUUAAAAAUCUGCAUAUCUAUGUCUGCAUAUGUCGCUAAAGAUGUCAAUAAUCAUAUUCCGGAAUUCAUAAACGGAUUCGACAUUAUUCAAAUGUGUUUGGGUUACUAUUAGUACACAUUUUUCGCUCAAUUGAAAGAAAAAAAAUUAAAAAAUCCCAUGAUGGACAUUGAAUAUUUUUUUGGUAUAAAUUUAAAUAAGACAAUGCAAUAUUUGAUACUAAAGUCUAGUCAAUAUUUUCUAUGGAUGCUCUAAUGAUAUUUUUUAUAAAUUAACAGUGUAAAUCCGGAAUUCGUCCCUAUUUCUCUGUCUAACACGAUCCUGUAGAAAGAGAGAUGAAUUAUUUAAAACUCACACAGUUGACUUAGCGCAAAAUAACAUAAAUAUCUAAUCGUAGCUACUGCAAACUUUACGUUAAAAUGUCAGUUACCAAGUCUUUCGACUAAGCAGACGAUACAAGUACCUAAAGUAUAUUUAAUAAACAUAAUAAUAGUGUAAUAUCUCACCAAUAGAUGGCAUUCGUUCAAAAUAAGCUACAGAGUACCACACGCACACAAUAUUAAUAGUACAUUUUGGAAAAUUUUGUUUUUUGUAUUUUUCACCUGUAAAUGGCUUGUCUUUACUCUAUAUGAAUAAUAAUUUUGUAAUAUGUGAAUAAACAUUUACCAAAAUAUAUCAAAACAAAAAAGAAAAGAUAAAGUUAGUGAAAUAGCAGCUUAUAAAAUGAUUACGAGGCAUUUUGAAAAGUCAGGAUGCGUCGAAUCCUCUGUAUUUCAGACAAUGUAAACAUUAUUUGAUUCCUUCCCAAGAAUCAUGUACUAAAAUAAAAAUAGUAGAUAAAGCCAUAACAAAUUAAUGUGAUAUGAUUUGGUUAAUGUUUUUUAAUAAUAAAAAUGCAAUAAUAACUAUUUUGUAAGGAAGUCACUGUUUAAAUUAUAUGCUACUAAUUGUUGGUUUACGUGCAGUAAAUCUAAUUCUUAACACUCACUGUAUAGUAAGAUCUUGUCACUGAAUACUCGCACACUAUUCAUUAGUAUCAGCUUACAUUUAUAUCUUUAAUUCUUCGCCAAUUUAAUAAUAGGAUUUCUCGCAAAUCUCACUCUAGUUUGAUUAUGACAAGUUCCUGUUAUGCACUCUAUAUAAACUAGAUUUUGUAUCAUAACUAAAGAACUUACGUCAUAUAUAAAAAAAACAUUUUAUAAUCAUGUGACGUCAUGCGUCACUAAGAGUGUAUUAAAAUAACUAACUAAUAAGUUAUUUUAAUACACUCUCAAUGAAGUAUGACGUCACAUGAUUAUAAAAAUGUAUUUUUGACGUGACGUCAUUCUUCAUUAGGAGUGUAUUAAAAUAACUAGUUUUAAGAGUUAUUUUAAUACACUCUUAAUGAAGGAUGACGUCACAUGAUUAUAAAAAAUGUUUUUUUUUUUAAUUUUCAUUAAAAUAGCACACUCGCGGUUAACUUUUUAAACUACGAGAAUUUCUAGUUAUUCACUUCUAUAUCUAGAUUUUAUAUUUAUAUCUUUGAAGACUGGAUGUUUUCUCUCUAAAACUCUUUAAACUAGAAUUAUUAAACUUAAAUAUACAAUGACAUUCUUUAGUCUUUAUAAUAACUAAUUUUUGUAUCUAGUUCUGGCCAUUCACUCGUAUAACUUAAUUGUUUCACUUGAAAGACUGGUUUCCUUCAUACACUCAUAAUACAAUAGUUUUUGUUUGUCACAUAUGAAGGUUAUAUUUUAAAUUGUAAAACAAUUAGUAGCAUGUAGAUCUAAAAUACGGCUUGAGUGAUUAGGGUUAAAAAACUAUGUGAGUUUUUAUAUAGCUUUUAUAAGUUUUUUGCACAUUUUUGAAAAAAAAAAAACGAAAUAGUGAUUUAAUAGUAGUAUUAAAAGGAAUAUGAAAAAAAUGUAUAAUUAAAUAUAUAUAGUUAAAUAAAAUUUAGGAAAUCAUACAUUCCCAGGGGCAUUUAAAAAUGAUUUGACAAUAUUUUUUUAGAUUAUAUAUUAAAAUCCCUAGAAUCUCUAUUUUUUCAACCAAAAAUCUCUUCUAGUGAAAUCUCUAUUUUUAUUGUUAAUUAAUUUUCCAAUUUCUCAAUUGGUAAUAUUAACUGUAUAACAAUAUUCUCAACGUGUUGCCAUAUCAAAAUAAUUAAAAAAAUAUUAUGUAUAAGUAUUAAUAGUUUAUUUUAACUUUAUAACAAACCUUUAUUUUUUGCUUAUGGGGGUUUUGUAGAGGAAAUAGUAUUAUUUGAUUAUUAUUUGAAACUCCCCUCUGUAAAGCCAAACUCGAUGCGAAAUGUUUAUCAACAAACAAAUUAAAAUUAAGGUAGAAAACACAUUUAUGUAUGGUUUUUUUUAUAAAAUGUUAUUAAAAACAUAUUAACUAUAUUUAAUUGUUCUAUGUUGUUAAUCCAUUAAUUUAAGAACGACUGUGACUAGUGAUUUGUGACCUUAUUUUUGAUUAAUUUCUUGAUAAUAAUUUCACACCGAGGUUGGCUUUAGUAUACACCUUAAUGCAUAUUGAGACGGUCCUAGAUCUCGAAAGAAGACUAAAAAAAUUAAUUCCUAAGGUCCGGACGCUCAGAGAUUUCUGAGAUUGCUGAACUGCGCUGUUUCAAGGUUAUGUCAACUGUUUGUCUUGGUAGUGAUGAGACAAAAUUACGAGGCAAUUGUAAUUGAAUAUGUUUGUUCAAUCACGACCUUUCAGAAAUGCAAUCACUGAGCGGCCGGACUCUAGGAUCAUCAUUACGAUGGUUAUUAAAAUGAAACUUCUAUUUUCCUGUACCUAUCAUUCAUUAUUGUUAUUCCACCUAGAUAGAUAUACAUUUAUUUACUAAUCAUAUUUUCAAUUACCCUAUCCACUACCAAUAAUUUUGUUUUUCAAUAAGUAUCUAGAUUUAAGUGGAUAAUAAUAAGUGUAAUUUUGCCAUAAUUAUGAUAUUUUUGUCUUUAAUUUAAGGAAUUUUGGUGCUCUUUGAUUUUUUCAAAAUUAAAUGGGAUCACACAAAUUAUAAAUAAAUGGCGUUUCCACGUGGCGAUGUUUACACUCUUUUCAGACUUUUUUUUCAAUUGUUAAGUGACGACGCAGUCUGAGAUGGAAGCGAGCUUACUUGGAAUAGGUACGAGUUUAUUUUACCCGUACCUCUGACGUCAUGUAAAACUAGCUUCGCAUAUGAAAAUGAGGAAAUAAAAAAGUGUGUGUCAGCUCCCACGCACGAAUGGUGUUUACUCUUUCAGAUCGACUGUCUAAAUACUGUAUGUUGCCCCGCAGCAUGAACGCCUGAAAAGUGAAAGGUGCGCAGAAUAGGUUGCGCACAAAAAACGUAACGCUGUCAUUCGUUCAUCGAAUUUUACUGCCCAUAUUUUGUUCAUACUGGAGGCUAUAUAUGAAAAAUCGAUACUUAAGUUGUAAACUCCAAAAACAAUACAUUCACACAGAAUCGCUUCAUUUUGGAAAUCGGUUAUAAUAAUCAAAUUGAAAACGUGCGUCUCAAAAAUUCGUGUAAAUAUUGUAGUAUGUGGAGACGCCAAUGAUAUUUUCGUGUAUUAUUUCUACAAACAAAGAGAGAAGUAGAAUAAAAGAUAUAUAAUAUUUAAGAUGAUAUUUUGAAGUGUUCAUAUCUUUUUUUUUGUUUUUUGUAAUUUUUUUAUAUACAGAGUGCUAAGAAACUCAAUAUUUUUUUUAAUAUGGGAAUAUAAUAUGUUUAUGGAAGCUUUAACUUUAUCAAUUGCCAUCUUGAAUUUGUGAUGACGUCACAACAGCUCUUGACCCGCUCUCUUGCACAAGUCAAUUUUACUUCAUUUUACAUUUUUCUUAAUUAUAUAAAUUAUUUUUAAAAACAUAUAAUAAAUAAACAUAAAGAGUAAUAACAUUAUUCAAUUAUUAAACAAAAUUGUUCAAAUAAAAAAAAAUGUUGGAUUUGUGAAUUUUUUUACUAUACAUACUUUACAGGCACAAAAAAAUAAAUAAUAAGACUUUUCUUAACACUCUGUAUAACAUUAAAUAUUUAAAAAAAUAAAACGAAUAUAACAAAUGUCAGAUGUGUGUGCGUAGUCGUGAUUGAAAUGAGUAUUAAAGCAGUUUUGUUAUAUAAAAA